Molecule: messenger RNA, 1477 nt
Organism: Paramecium sonneborni
Lineage: Eukaryota; Ciliophora; Oligohymenophorea; Peniculida; Parameciidae
Source: the annotation of a GenBank genome assembly
AUGUUUAUUAAUCCUUAAGAAUAUGCAGCAUAAAAGAAAGAAGCUUUUAGAUCUGAAAUUCGUAGAAUGGAUAGAGAACGAAUUUUCAACUAAAAAAGGAUUCUAAUUCGAUAACAGAAUGAAAUGAAAGAAAAAGAUGAUUUAGAAUUAACUAACUUAAUAUCAUAAAUUUAACAAUGUUAAUUGAAUCAGAAAAUUUAAGAGUUAAGGUAGCUCCAUUAAUUUGCAUUUAAUUGUGUUUCAAUCAACAAUAAUGUCUAACUUGUUUAAAAUUAAGAAUUUUUAAUCACAAAUAAUUAUUUAUAGCAUAGCAUCCCCAGUUUGAUGAUAAAAGAAGUUUAAUGUGAAGUAAUUAGAACUUUAGCCAAUUCCUGUAAUCACCCUAUGUUUUUAUAAUAAUAACCAUAAUACCUACUUCAAUCUUUAGAAAUUUCAUAUCAAUUACUUUUAUCAUUAACAGACCCUUAAGACUUAAGCGAUGUAUUGUUUUAUAUAAUUUUAUAGAUUCUUAUAUAUUUAGGAAAUAUAGCUACAAAAUGGCCUGAAAUUUGCUAAUUUUUAGUCAAAUGCUUCGAUCGAUUAUUGGAGCUAAGUUCAUUAACUGAUAGUAAUCUCUAUAGAAACAUAUGUUUUUGUAUGCAUAAUAUAUGUUAUGUUAUGGAUAAUCAUAAUUUAAACAUUAAAGACGUAAAUAUUACAAUAAACUUUUUAUUAGAGAAUGACUUGCUUUAAAAUCUUAGAAAAAGGUGUUAACAAAAGUGAAUGUGAUAUUUUACAAAAUGAAAUAUUACAUCCUUUAACAGUAUUAUAUUAACAAAAUGAAGAAAUUGAUAACUAUUUAAUGAGUUCAAAAAUAGUAAAAUAUGUUUUUACAACUUUAAAAGGAGAAUAUGAAGAAACAACUUUGCAAGUAUUAAAGUAAUUUUCAUUAACAGAAACAAUAAGUUUUUCGAAUGUAUUUAUUAUAAUAUAAAUUAAGUAUUUAAUUGAAUAGGACAUUUUAGACAUUGCAUUGGAAUAUAGUAAUAAUAGAAAGAAAUAGAUAAGAAAAUUAUCAUUUUUGAUAGUGAUAAAUUUAGCUUAUAAUGAUCGUCAAAUAUCUAAUAAAAUAGUGAAACAUAAAAUCAUAAAUAGAAUUAUAAAUGGAUUGAUAGCAUCGGUUUUACAAGAAAAGUAAAAUUGUAUUUAAGUCAUAUAAAACCUUUAAAAAACAGGAGAUAACUUAGUGUUUUAAACCCUGAUAGAAUUAGGAACGAUUGAUAUAAUAGGAAAUUUCAUUGAUGAAGUAGAUACAGUGGUUUUAAAGAUAUUUAUGGAUAGUCUUUGUAGAUUUUUGAAUUAUGCAAAAGAGGUUCAAAGUAAGAAAGUAAUAGAGGAUAUCAAAAAGAUAUAACCUAAAAUAGAGUUAAUAUAUAAUGACAAUAAAGAUCCCAAAUUUUAAGAUCUAUUUCAAUUGUUUUUGCAGCUCUUAUAAUGA